GCAUGCCAUUGUUGAACUGUAGCAAACCCGAGCAAACCAAACCGGUCGCUGUGUCAGAAACAUGGCGGCCUUUAGUAAAUAUCUGACUGCGAAAAACUCUUCCAUAGCAGGCGGCAUUUUGCUGGUUCUAUACCUCCUGAAACACAGAAGACGGACGCCCAAACAGGACGGUAGAAAAGGAGGCUCAGAUCUUGUGCUGAACACUGAGAAAGAUGGCAGAAAAGACCGUGCAGCAGUGGACAAGGUUUUCUUCCUUCGAAUCAUCCGGAUUCUGCGGAUCAUGGUACCUCGUGUUUUCUGCAUGGAGACUGGCUACCUUAUCCUUAUCGCCGCCAUGUUGGUGGCCAGGACCUACUGUGAUGUGUGGAUGAUCCAGAACGGCACCAUGAUUGAAAGCGGUAUAAUAAGCAGAGAUGUCAGUCUAUUCAAGAAGCACUUUUAUUCCUACAUAUCAGUCAUACCAGGGAUUGCCUUGGUGAACAACUUCCUGAAGCUGGGCCUAAAUGAACUGAAACUGAGGUGUCGUGAGAGGCUCACAAAGAAAUUGUACGACGAGUACCUGCAAGGUUACACCUACUACAAAAUGGGAAACCUGGACAACCGGAUAGCCAAUGCAGACCAGCUGCUGACACAAGAUGUGGAGAAAUUCUGCAACAGUGUGGUGGACCUUUACUCCAACCUCAGCAAGCCUCUGUUGGAUAUUGGUCUGUACAUCUUCAAGCUGACAAGUGCCAUUGGUGCUCAGGGCCCAGCUAUCAUGAUGGCCUACUUGCUGAUCUCAGGUCUGUUCCUGACCAGAUUGAGGAGGCCAAUAGGGAAGAUGACAGUCACCGAGCAGCGCUACGAGGGAGAGUACCGCUACGUCAACUCCCGCCUCAUCACUAACAGUGAGGAGAUUGCCUUCUACAAUGGAAACAUGAGGGAAAAACAGACCAUCCACGCCACAUUCAAGAAACUGGUGGACCACUUACAUAACUUCAUCUUCUUUCGCUUCUCCAUGGGAUUUGUUGACAGCAUGAUUGCCAAGUACCUGGCCACUGUGGUGGGCUACCUGGUGGUUAGCCGCCCGUUCCUAAACCUGUCCCACCCCCGACACCUGCACAGCACACACUCAGAGCUGCUGGAGGACUACUACCAGAGUGGCAGGAUGCUCCUAAGAAUGUCCCAGGCACUGGGCAGGAUUGUACUGGCUGGCCGAGAGAUGACCCGCCUCUCAGGAUUCACAGCUCGCAUCACUGAACUUAUGAAAGUCCUGAAGGAGCUGAAUGCUGGCAAAUAUGAACGCACCAUGGUCUCCCAGCAGGAGAAAGAAUCAGACACUGCUGAGAAACUCACACUAGUGCCUGGAAGUGGUCAAAUUAUCAACAGAGAUAACAUCAUCAAAUUUGAACAUACCCCACUAGCAACACCCAAUGGAGACAUCCUGAUAAGAGACCUCACAUUUGAGGUAAGGUCUGGCACCAAUGUUCUUGUGUGUGGCCCAAAUGGCUGUGGCAAGAGCUCUCUGUUCAGAGUGCUUGGAGAGCUGUGGCCUCUGUUUGGAGGACACCUGACAAAACCUGAGAGAGGGAAGCUCUUCUAUGUCCCACAGAGACCCUACAUGACUCUGGGUUCUCUGAGGGACCAAGUCAUUUACCCUGACACCUAUGAAGAGCAGAGGAGGAAAGGCAUCUCUGAUCAGGUGUUGAAGGAAUAUCUGGACAAUGUUCAACUGGGUCACAUCCUGGACAGGGAGGGCAGCUGGGACUCAGUCCAGGACUGGAUGGAUGUCCUCAGUGGAGGAGAGAAGCAGAGGAUGGCUAUGGCCAGACUGUUCUACCACAAGCCCCAGUUUGCCAUUCUGGAUGAGUGCACCAGUGCAGUGAGUGUGGAUGUGGAGGAUUACAUCUACAGCCACUGCAGGACGGUGGGCAUCACCUUGUUCACAGUGUCUCACAGAAAGUCCCUGUGGAAGCACCAUGAGUACUAUCUCCACAUGGACGGGAGAGGAAACUACGAGUUCAAGCCCAUCACAGAGGAAACUGUAGAGUUUGGCUCAUAACUGCCGAUGUUAGCCACAAAUGCACUGCUCUGAAAAAAACCAGUCCAUUAAUUCUUUGCACUCAAGACAGAAGUUAUAGCUAAAACUAGAAAAUAAUGUUUUUAAUCAUUUGUAACUCUCAGCCUUGUUUUCUUUUAUGUUUUUUUUUUUAUUAUUUAAAGCAUCACUUUUGUCCUGUCUAAUCAUGAAUUUGUCAAGUGUUAUUAUGAACACCUAUAAUUUAUAUGGCCAGCAUCUAAGUUGUGUGUUAAACACUACAGAUGAAUGAGUGAAGCAGAAAGUACAAUAUACUGUUUUAGUCAUCUCUGCAUAUGCUGUCAUAUCUCACAACAGUAACAUAGGUUAGUCUGGAGAGAGAGAAGCUAGAUACCACAGUGGUCUUUGAGGUAUCAUACGUCCUGCACAGAGUAAUACUGAAGUUUAUGUACAGAAGGGGAUACUUCCUAAAAACUCACACAAAUGAUGCUCUUUCCUUGUAGGUACUUCUUAAAGGUAAACUGUCCACAGCUUACAGAGGCAGAGCCCACACUCUGAAUCAUUUUCAGGCAUGUUCUCUUGAUAUCUUAAAAAAACGAAGUAAGUCUUGGCUUCUUUUUUUCAUUUCUGAGGAGACUGAUUAUUGAUUAUCUUGUCACCUAAAAGUGGUGAUAAAGGGCCAGUCAACCACAGCCGCAGUCUGCCUCUGUAACUACAGGGAGCUACAGGACAAAUAGCGCUCACAGGAACUGAAUAAAACUUCCUCAGAGACUGCUCUAGACCCAGCUGUUUGACCUGAAGGUUCUGAAGGGCUUACUGUAGCAUGGCAGCAAGCCUCUUGAGCAACUCGUGCAAUCUGGUGGAAAAACUUCUCUGUCUGACUCAUGGUGCUGCAAAGUGGCCCUAAUCUGUGACCAUCCUACCUACAUAUCACUGUUCUGGAUGGCUGUCAGAGAAAACAGGAACAUGUCAGUCCCUCAGAUAUUUAGAGGCGCAUUGAAAAUUUUGUUGAAAAUCAUGACCUAGACUAAUGCACAUGGGGAGAUUUCCAUUUAAGUCAGUACAACCCAUGUUAAAUCAAAGAUGGUGCAGAAUUUCUUUUCCGCUAAGCAGUGCUGCUUGUCAGCUUCGCCCUCAGUGUUGCCACUGGAGUAGGGACACAGACUGUCACUAUGCAGACCUUUUCCACAAGUGGUAGCACUCAGCUCAAGUCACUUUGUAUCUUGAACAUUCCUCCUGCAAUAAUGAGUGCCUGGUCAAUGUGCGAUUGUCGCCAGGGAUGCUAAUAUGUAGUAUGACAGCCCUGCAUCAGGUAUAACUGCCAUGGUGCUGUGGACUUGAGACCUGGUCACACCAGCAUUAAAACAUUUUGGGACAAAAAGUGUAAUUUCAAUUGAGCUGCUGCAAUCAGGAGAUUCUCUAAGGCUAAAUAAAAAAAACAAACUCCGAUAAACAUUGACAUGUGACCAAACCACGGUGGACGUGCUGUGGGAAGGGAAAAUCAGAGCAAAAAGUAGGAAGUAAUCAUAUCAACCACAUUGCCACUUUUAUAUAACCUUGCUCCUCAAUAGAGACACUGAUUUGCAGUCAGUCAAAAGGCAGCCGUCAGUUCUUUUCCAUUUUUCGAUAAAGGUUGUAAGAUUGUAAUUGCUGGAAUCAACUUGCUUUUGUCAGGUGAUGGCUGUAGUUCAUGAAACAAGAGGCUGUCAGUAAGGCAACAGAGCACAGAGAAAUCUGAUUGGCUGUUGAGGUUGAAAAGUUCUGUAGUCACAUGCAUGGUCCAUCCUUGACUAGUAUUCCCUGGCUGAGUUUAACUUGGUUGAUCAUAUUACCUGAAAUUUGAUCAUCAUUAUUAUUAUUACUAAACUUUUUUCUUGUUAUUAACUUUUUCCAUUUAGGAAAUUCUGUUCAAAUUUAAUACAUAUUUCUUGGGUUGUGGGAUUAAAAGUUUGUCUUGAAUUUUGGAUAAUUGUUUAACUGAUUUUACAUGAGCUUUGUGAAGCUGGGGAUUGGGUCUAAAGUGCAAUGAUGGUUUCUCUCAGUACAUCACUGGUACAUGAACAUGCAGACAAGUUCCUUUCCCAACCCCCUUGCCAUUACUCAGCACAUCUCUGUUCUGUCACUCAAACAUACUGUAACUAUAUUUUGAAAAUGUAAAGAAGGAGCCUAGCUGUACCCAUGGUUUUAUAUGGAUACUAAUGCAGUUAUGAUCAUUAUUAAUUAAAUUAAUAAAUGUAGGAGUAAUGAA
Messenger RNA from Lates calcarifer (barramundi perch), 4265 nucleotides. RefSeq names its product ATP-binding cassette, sub-family D (ALD), member 3a (gene abcd3a). Gene Ontology annotation, biological process: peroxisome organization; fatty acid beta-oxidation; very long-chain fatty acid catabolic process. The transcript is spliced from 23 exons. Lineage: Eukaryota; Metazoa; Chordata; Actinopteri; Centropomidae. Gene Ontology annotation, cellular component: peroxisome; peroxisomal membrane. Bases 62 to 2041 code for a protein of 659 amino acids. The record is from RefSeq and is a predicted model, not a curated record. Gene Ontology annotation, molecular function: ABC-type transporter activity; ATP hydrolysis activity; long-chain fatty acid transmembrane transporter activity.